This is a messenger RNA of Adineta steineri, 1245 nucleotides long. NCBI's taxonomy places the organism in Eukaryota, Metazoa, Rotifera, Eurotatoria, Adinetida, Adinetidae. The record is from the annotation of a GenBank genome assembly.
AUGUUCAUGCCAAUAUUAUCCGGUAUUCGAAUUAGCUAUGUAGUAUUCAUAUUCAUGUUCUUUCAAUGCAGUUCAGCUUUAUGGUAUAAUCAACCGAAAUUUAGUCCGUGUGCAACUUGGAAUCCAAAUGCCACUACAUUUGCAAAUUCUACUACACUUGGUCCAUAUACGCAUGGAAUUUUUAUUGAUACAAAUAAUACUAUCUAUGCAGGCAGUUGGGGUAUUAGUACUAUUAAAGUAUGGCGUUACAAUAGUUCAAUUCCUAUAAGAACUAUUACUGCUGGUCUGUAUGGGCCCUAUAGUGUAUUUGUUGCAAUGAACGGUGACAUUUACAUCGACAAUGGUCUUCAAAAUGGUCGAGUCGAUAAGUGGACACCAAAUGCAAUUAACAGUGUAGAAGUAAUGAAUAUUAGUAAAGCAUGUUUUAAUCUAUUUAUUGAUACGAACAAUACAUUAUACUGUUCUAUGGCUGACUUAAAUAUAGUAGUAACACUUAAUUUGAAUACGAAUUCAAAGAUACCAGUGACGCUCAUUGGUAGUAAUGGUACAGCGGGAUCAACAUCAACAUUGCUUAAUUAUCCAUGGGGAAUCUAUGUCAAAACGGAUUUCACUUUGUAUGUAGCAGAUAGUAAUAAUAAUCGAAUACAAAGUUUCAAGUUCGGUGAAUUAAAUGGAACCACCGUAGCUGGAAGUACAGCACCAGGAACUAUUACACUUCAAGGACCAGGUGGUAUUGUACUUGAUAGUGAUGGAUAUAUGUUUAUCAUGGAUACUGCCAAUUCACGUAUCAUUGCAUCAAGUUCAAAUGGAUUUCGAUGUGUGGCUGGUUGUUCAGGUUUAAGUGGAUCAACACCAGACAAAUUAUACAAUCCUCGUUAUAUGGCAUUUGAUACCUAUGGUAAUAUGUUUGUAAGCGAUGAUGAUAACUAUCGAAUACAAAUAUUUACUCUUACAUCCAACACUUGUAAUAAAACAACCGUUGGAAGUUCUUCUACUUCAUUGAGCACUACAACACAAGGAAAAACAACCGUUGGAUCUUCUUCUACUUCAAUGAGCACUUCAACACAAGGAAAAACAAUGGCUAGUACUGUAUCAAAUCGAAUGAAUAGCAGUGUCUCUUAUCAAACGACUAGUACUGUAACACAUUCAAUAAUGCGUAAUAUGGCGAAUAGAAUGAGCAUCAAUAUACAUAAUCCAAUAUAUUAUAGUCUUUUUCUUAUUUCUCUUCUAUUCUUUGCCUUUUAA